Molecule: messenger RNA, 1293 nt
Organism: Aspergillus novofumigatus IBT 16806
Lineage: Eukaryota; Fungi; Ascomycota; Eurotiomycetes; Eurotiales; Aspergillaceae
Product: alpha/beta fold hydrolase
Exons: 2
Coding region: 50-1207 (385 amino acids)
Biological process (GO): regulation of lipid storage
Cellular component (GO): endoplasmic reticulum
Source: RefSeq, a predicted model, not a curated record
ACAGGUUUAAUGUCAAAGUUACAUGUGUGUAGGCUUUUUAUUGUUUACCAUGGACUUCAGGCUCGCACUCUUCAUAACUGUCCUUUCCGCACCAUUAUCUGUCUUCUUGUACAGACAGAUCCGUGCGUCGCUCGGGGACAUCCAACACACGCCCGAAGAACGGACCUUUACUCCUGCGAGAUCUGGACCGGCGGCGCAAGGGGGACAAACAUUCCCUAAACCCGUGUACCCGAUCGACGCUUUCCCCGGAAGCAGGCAGUUCAAGACUGUGUAUGGAACAAUCCAUGUGUUCGAAUGGGGCCCUGAGGAUGGGGAAAAGGUGUUACUGGUGCACGGCCUUGGUACACCCUGUAUAGCAUUGGGUGAUAUGGCUAAAGAGCUAGUUCGCAAAGGCUACAGAGUCAUGAUUUACGAUCUGUUUGGUCGGGGCUACUCCGAUGCGCCGAAUGACCUCGUCUUUGAUGCGAGACUCUACACCACGCAGGUUUUGCUUGUGCUCUCUUCGUCCCCGCUAUCCUGGACUGGUACCUCUGCCUUCCACAUGAUCGGCUUUUCCCUCGGUGGCUCGAUCGCCGUGGCUUUCGCCGCCUACCAUGCGACGAUGCUCCGCUCCGUAACUCUGGUGUGUCCAGGAGGCCUCAUCCGCACGUCGCACAUGAAGUCCCUCGACAAAAUUCUAUACUCCUCUGCUAGGGUUAUACCCGAGUGGCUACGCCUCAAACUUUUUCGGGAGAGUUUGGAGCCCAGGAACGGCGCGGCCUGUGCUGAUGUUCCCGGGGAAAUGGAGGACGAGGACGACGUGGCUUUUGAUGAUGUGCCUAUUGCGCAGGAUCGGCCCCAGGUCACCGUCGGAGAUGUGAUCCGAUGGCAGCUAGCAGCCAAUGCAGGGUUUGUACGGUCCUACCUGAGUACACUCCGCAGCGCCCUAGUCUAUAGACGACAUGACCGGACGUGGAGGGUCUUGGCCGACGAGCUUGCCAGAAGACGAGUGACGGACGCCCUACCGGGCUUGCCAGGGGGAAAGGUCUGUCUUAUAGUGGCCGAGAAGGACGUUAUUGUUGUGGGAGAUGAAUGUGCCUCGGACGCGGCGGAGAUACUUGGGGCGGACGCCGUGGAGACUCACAUCGUGAGUGGAGGGCACGAGAUUGCCAUCUCCAGAUCGAGAGACGUGAUUUCAAUAGCCGUGGGAUUCUGGAAUAGACAAUGACGGAGUACGAUCAUAGAUAUAGAAGACUUUUUUUCUUGUGUGUAGAAUCUAGUUACUCUCACAUCCCUUCUGCGUGCAGGUCAAAA